AUGGAGCCGAAACUACUAUCAUCACUGACCAUGCUCCACUCAAAGCACUGCUGUACAGGACAGACUUGUCAAGCGCAAAUUCAGUACGCUGAACUAUUUCAAGUCGGCACAUUCUCUGUCAAUGAGUGUCAGCACAGCAGAUUUGCGACUUCUGUCUCUCAAUUAUCCACCCGCUGCCGAAGCCGAUCUUUCCGAUGUCGUCAGACGACAGCUGCCGGCGAGCUUAACGACAACAACGUAGCUCACCGCCUCAUUUCCACAGAUGAGAACGGUUACUUCCACGAAUUGACACAAUUACGAAACGGCUUGCCACCAAGUUAUGCCAUUUUGAGUGGCGACGUUAAGUUCAACGCUGCUGGAUCGCGAGUCAUAUCGGCUGGUAGUGACGACGUCAGUGACCAACCUCCUGCGAAGCGUAGGCACAUUGCCAAGAAGAAAAUAUUGCCCGAUGAAGAAGCCAUACAUUACCGCCAUAUUGCCACACGCAAGUUACAAGCGAAACAUAUUCUUUUCGGCAACUUCUGA
Caenorhabditis remanei is the source of this 525-nucleotide messenger RNA. RefSeq lists its product as uncharacterized. The transcript has 3 exons. The record is from RefSeq and is a predicted model, not a curated record. Bases 1 to 525 code for a protein of 174 amino acids. Lineage: Eukaryota; Metazoa; Nematoda; Chromadorea; Rhabditida; Rhabditidae.